Messenger RNA from Kwoniella botswanensis, 1632 nucleotides. RefSeq lists its product as uncharacterized. Gene Ontology annotation, molecular function: protein kinase binding. The record is from RefSeq and is a predicted model, not a curated record. The coding region runs from base 1 to 1632 and encodes 543 amino acids. The transcript has 4 exons. NCBI's taxonomy places the organism in Eukaryota, Fungi, Basidiomycota, Tremellomycetes, Tremellales, Cryptococcaceae. Gene Ontology annotation, cellular component: nucleus; nucleotide-activated protein kinase complex; cytoplasm. Gene Ontology annotation, biological process: signal transduction.
AUGGGUAAUACACCUUCUUCACAUCAACAUGGUUCCCCUCAUCAUGGCAGAGGUGAUCAUCCUCAGAUAGGAUACGAUGACCUAAUUUCACCUUCUCCUACACCUACCACAACUCACCAUGGACACGGACAUAGACAUCAUCCGAAUUUGAGAUUACCUAUGCCCGCCAGACCAACACAUAUAUCACCUAAUUCAUCUAAUCCCACUUCACCUAGUGGAAGUACGCAUAACCGAAGUGGAUCACCUCGUCGAAGGAAAUCAUUGGAACUUCCUGACCUGAACAAGUUAUCAUUCACUCCCUCGGCACUUACUCCAGCUGCACCUGUACCCACUACACAUACUCAUACUUCCCAUCAUCUCGCACCAUCAACUAGCGCCGUUAAAAAUACUUCUCCCUCUCCUGGACCUACUACCCCGACUGGCGCGACGGGAGGAACGACAAAUCAAAAGAAAUGGCAACAGGUAUUAGGAGGUAGGACAGCCAGUCCAUUAUCCAAUGCCAACGCUUUAGGCGCAAUGUCAAGAAUUGAUAAUCCACCUAGAUCAGCUCCUAUAGCGAUGCCAAAUACAAACGUACAAUCUAGACUUGCGACGGAAGAAAAUAAUCCUUAUUUCCCUACGACAGCUGCUCAGGAUGCUGCAACUGCGAGAAAAACACCUCUGCCUAUACCUAUACCAGGUAAAGAAACUCCCCAAUCUCAACCACUAGGUAGACCAACUGGACUAUCCCCUCCUCCACCUACCAAGGCUCCUACACCUCUACCCGCCACCACCGAGCAAAAUUUGCAGCCCACCGACGAUGGGAUGGUGAACGUUCCGAUUCACUGGACGGGAGGUGGAAAGAAUGUUUACGUUACGGGGAACUUUGCGGAUAAUUGGAAAGGCAGGAUCAAGCUUCAUAGAAGCACCCACGAUUUCAGCACGAUCCUCCGCUUACCCCCAGGCCAAUACCGCUUGAAAUUCAUCGUGGAUGACUCAUGGAUGUGCAGCAAGUUGAUAUCGACGGCGACGGACGAUGAUGGGACAUUGGUCAAUUGGAUAGAAGUUGAGACGCCAAAGACGGAAGAGGAGAUGAGAGCGGAAUGGGCGAUGGAUGCGAAACCUGCCGUGAAAGAGGAGAAUGACGACGAAUCGCAAUGGACUACCUCGAUUCCACCGGCACUAACACUAUACCAGUACAUCGAGGAACUACCUAAUCAUUUCUCACCUGAGGAAUACUCCCUAUUCCUUAAAUCAGUACCGUACCUACCGAACGUACCUGCUCCACCGACCUUACCUAGGAUAUUAGACAAAGUGAUAGUGAACAAUGAUACCAAGCGAUUAUGGGAUUCGCAUGAUCCCCUCAUGGCCAAUCAGACUGGAUAUUCGGGAGCUCCAGCUACACUGGACGAUAACUCGAUAUUGGCCGUGCCGAAUCAUGUGGUAUUGAAUCAUUUGACGGCGAGCGCUAUCAGGAAUGGGACGUUGGGUGUUGGUACGACUACGAGGUAUAGGAAGAAGUACAUCACAACAAUGUUCUUCAAACCUACUCUAUCUGAUAUGCCAACUACCGAAGCUCCUUCUCAACCUCCAUCGGAAUCAGUCUCACAAUCUCAAUCGGAGUCGGUCUCGCAACCUCAAUCGGUCCAGUGA